AUGGCUUCCAUUUCCCGUGCUUUGCGGCCCUUGUCCCGCGCUACUCCUGUGAGACUGGCAGCUAGAAGACCAGCUUCUUUCCGGCCUGUCCAGAGCUAUGCGUUCUCUACUACCCCCCGCCGGCGAGACGCUGACCUCUCCCACCUGACGCCCACCCCGAUCUCCCUCCUCUCCGAGACCGAAUCCAUGAUGCAAGACACAGUAACCAAGUUUGCUCAGGAGCAAAUUGGCCCCAAGGUCCGCGAUAUGGACGAAGCAGAAUCCAUGGACUACUCCAUCGUCGAGCAGCUCUUUGAGCAGGGCGUGAUGGCCAUCGAAGUCCCCGAAGAAUUCGGCGGCGCGGGCAUGAACUUUACCGCUGCCAUUGUGGCGAUUGAAGAGCUGGCUCGUGUUGACCCCAGUGUCAGUGUGCUGGUCGAUGUGCACAACACGCUCGUCAACACCGCCAUCAUGAAGUACGGCAGCAGCCAGUUACAGAAGGAGUUCCUGCCGAAGCUGGCCACAGGGACUGUGGGCUCGUUCUGUCUUUCUGAGCCUAGCUCUGGAUCUGAUGCGUUUGCGUUGCAGACCAAGGCUGAGAAGACGGCGGACGGGUACAAGUUGAACGGCUCGAAGAUGUGGAUUACCAACGCUCAGGAAUCUGGUGUGUUUAUUGUCUUUGCCAACCUGGAUCCUAGCAAGGGCUACCGGGGUAUCACUGCUUUCAUUGUUGAGAAGGGCACUCCCGGGUUCUCGAUUGCCAAGAAGGAGAAGAAGCUUGGUAUCCGGGCCUCGAGCACCUGUGUGCUCAACUUCGAUGACGUCGUCAUCCCUAAGAGCAACCUGCUCGGUGAAGAAGGUCAGGGUUACAAGUAUGCCAUUAGCGUCCUCAACGAGGGCCGUAUUGGUAUCGCAGCUCAGAUGACUGGUCUUGCUCUCGGUGCCUGGGAGAAUGCCGCCAACUACGUCUGGAACGACCGCCGCCAAUUCGGCCAGCUCAUUGGUGACUUCCAGGGCAUGCAGCACCAGCUUGCCCAAGCCUACACUGAGAUUACCGCUGCCCGCGCUCUGGUCUACAACGCCGCCCGCAAGAAGGAAGCUGGCCAGGACUUCGUUCAGGACGCUGCCAUGGCCAAGCUGUACGCUUCCCAGGUUGCCGGCCGUGUCUCCGGCUCUGCUGUCGAGUGGAUGGGCGGUAUGGGCUUCGUUCGCGAGGGUAUCGCUGAGAAGAUGUUCCGGGACAGCAAGAUUGGUGCUAUCUACGAGGGUACGAGUAACAUUCAACUGCAGACUAUUGCGAAGCUCUUGCAGAAGCAAUAUACGCAAUGA
Molecule: messenger RNA, 1308 nt
Organism: Aspergillus chevalieri
Lineage: Eukaryota; Fungi; Ascomycota; Eurotiomycetes; Eurotiales; Aspergillaceae
Product: acyl-CoA dehydrogenase
Exons: 3
Coding region: 1-1308 (435 amino acids)
Cellular component (GO): mitochondrion
Molecular function (GO): flavin adenine dinucleotide binding; acyl-CoA dehydrogenase activity
Source: RefSeq, a predicted model, not a curated record